AUGAGCAGCAGCCGCCGCCGCCACGCCCGCUCGCCGGCGGCCGGGCCGUUGGAUGACGACGAUCUCCUCUGGGAGAUCCUCCUCCGCCUCCCCCCGGAGCCUUCAUCCCUCCCGCGGGCCUCCGCCGUUUGCAAGCGCUGGCGCCGCCUCGUCUCCGACCCCGGCUUCUUCCGCCGCUUCCGCCUCCGGCACCGCCGCAAUCCGCCCCUCCUCGGCUUCUUCGAAAAGUACGGAGGUAGUCCCUUCCUUUCUACCCUGGAGGCCCCCAAUUGCAUCCCUCCCGGGCGCUUCUCCUUGCAGCGUGACGACGACUACGACCGCUCCAUACCCCUUGGAUGUCGCCAUGGUCUCUUCCUCAUCUUCCUUACCAAGCUCCGCCAGGUCCUGCUGUGGGACCCCAUCACCCGCGACGAGCAACGCAUCGCCGUUCCCGCGGCGUUCGAUUCAGAGAAAACCAUCGGCAUGGUCAGUGGGGCCGUGCUUCGCCCUGCCGGAGAGGACCCGUACUUCCAGGUCGUCUUGACAGCGGCAGACCACAAACAUCAAGCGCUCGCCUGCGUCUACUCGUCAAAGACAGGCAUAUGGGGAAAUCUCAUCUCAACGCCUCUUACAUACCAGGCUAAUGGGAGCCGUAUUCCCACCAUGGUUUAUUUUGAUGUCUCGUUGCUAGCUGGAGAUUCCCUUUACUGGAAGCUUGCUGGGAGAUUUCAGGGAAUUCUAGAAUCUGAUUUGGUGAAGCAGAGCCUCGCUGUGAUACCAGUGACACUGGAUAUGUGUGGCCAGGGCAGAUGCUUCAAGAUUAUGCGGGCCGAGGGUGGUGGGCUGGGUUGCCUCGUAGUGUCAUACACAGACUGCACUGCCCAGUUGUGGAAGAGGAAGACCGACUGUGAUGGUGCUGCUUCUUGGGGGCUUGCAAGAACUAUUGAACUGGACAAGCUACUUUCCCUGAAACCAGAUGAGAAAAGGUCCCUAGGCUUACUAGCGAUUGCUGAGGAGAAUAAUGUGGUGUUUCUGAGGACAACUACCGGCCUCUUCAUGAUCCAUCUUCCGUCAUUGAAGUUCAGGAAGCUUUUCAAGGCCAACAUCAUUCUUUCCUAUUAUCCGUUCGAAAGUGUCUACACUGCAGGAACAUGCGUUGGUGGUGGUGGACACAAUGGGGCAAAGCUUUUGCUCAAUACACAGGAUGAUUAAUUGUUGGAUAUGCUAUUUGAUCUGUUGGUUGAGCAGGUAUCUGGCCAGAGUUACGUUCUAGUGGCUGAGAUACAAAACUGGAUUCUUUCAAUAUUUUGACCCGGGGAUUGACUUUAUGUAGCAUGCAGCAGUCAGCUUUGUAGUACGCUUGUAGACCCUUAAUUCGACAACUUCUGUCUAUUAUCUAAUUUGCGCAGACAUUAGUCAACUGGCAGUAAGGUUGAAUGCAUAUUGACUUGCUUCGAUUAA
Molecule: messenger RNA, 1440 nt
Organism: Lolium rigidum
Lineage: Eukaryota; Viridiplantae; Streptophyta; Magnoliopsida; Poales; Poaceae
Exons: 4
Coding region: 1-1191 (396 amino acids)
Molecular function (GO): protein binding
Source: RefSeq, a predicted model, not a curated record